Messenger RNA from Trichoplusia ni (cabbage looper), 13033 nucleotides. RefSeq names its product ephrin type-B receptor 1-B (gene Eph). Lineage: Eukaryota; Metazoa; Arthropoda; Insecta; Lepidoptera; Noctuidae. Gene Ontology annotation, biological process: axon guidance; cell surface receptor protein tyrosine kinase signaling pathway; protein phosphorylation. The transcript has a single exon. The record is from RefSeq and is a predicted model, not a curated record. Gene Ontology annotation, cellular component: neuron projection; plasma membrane. The coding region runs from base 380 to 3418 and encodes 1012 amino acids. Gene Ontology annotation, molecular function: ATP binding; protein binding; transmembrane-ephrin receptor activity.
CGUUUGGCAACACUCAAAACUGCUGCGCGUCCAUGUCAAGUGAGUCUCAUCUGUGUAAUACGGGAUCAAUAUAAGUUAAAAAUGCGGAAUCCUCACACAGGAUAGUGUUAUUUGUGUUCGUGCAUCGCGUCAUUCCACACCAAAUAGUCGUCGCGUGCAUUCGGGUCCGCGAACACGGUUACGACUUGUCGAAUUCCGGAGCUCUCUGAAUACAUAGCAGCUAAGAGAAAAUGACCGAGCCAUCCUUUAUCUUUGAAGUGAAGUGUUGUAUGUAAAGUAAAAACUGUGCGGCGCAUUAUGUAGUGAGACAUUUGUGACUGCUGUUAAAAGCGUGUGAUCGGAGUUGUUUGGGGGAUCGCGUGUUUAUUAUGUCGACGAGAUGAUGUGGUCGUUUGCGGUGGCGGCGGUGGCGGUGGUGACGGCGCUGUGCGUGCGCGGCGAGCAGGUGCUGCUGCUCGACACGACCUCCGAGGCGACGCUCGGCUGGACGCGCUUCCCGUACGGAGCGCAGGCCAGCACUCCUGGCUGGCUCGAAGAGUCCUACACGAAUUUCGAGAAACAGAUCAACUGGCGAUCUUACGUAGUGUGCGACGUCGCGCAUCAUAACGUCAACAAUUGGCUCUGGACGCCGUUCAUCGAGCGAAGGAAUGCGAAUCGUAUUUACAUUGAGAUCAAAUUCACAAUCAGAGAUUGUUCACUGUUCCCUGGAAAUGCACUGAGCUGCAAGGAGACAUUCAGUUUGCUGUACUAUGAGUUCGACGUUGCUACGCGCGAGCAGCCGCCCUGGGAGCCCGAGAGUUACAAGCUUGUGGGCCGUAUUGCUGCAGGUGAGGGUCGAUUUAAUACUAACUCUGAAGUAGACAUUAACACAGAAGUCAAGAGCAUAGCAGUUACCAAGCGCGGUGUUUACUUCGCCUUCAGAGACCAAGGAGCUUGCAUAUCUAUUUUGGCUGUGAAAGUUUACUACAUAACAUGCCCAGAAGUCACAGUCAACUUUGCUAGGUUCCCAGCGACACCAACAGGCAGAGAGGUAACUGUUAUAGAGCAAGCCAAUGGCACCUGUGUUGAGAAUGCAGAGAUAGCAGCAGGUGAGGCUCCUCCAGUUUAUCUGUGCAAGGGUGAUGGCAAAUGGACACUGCCCAGCGGGUCCUGCAAGUGCCGUGCAGGCUUUGAGUCAGAUCUUAACAACCAAGUAUGUAAUGAAUGCCCGCCAGGUAAAUUCAAAUCCCACACUGGUGAUGAUCCAUGCAUAAACUGUCCUGAUUAUUCAGAGUCAACUGCAUUUGCUGCUGCGGAAUGUAAAUGUGUGCCUGGUUUCUUCAGAGCCAAGAAAGACCCAAAGAAUGUACCCUGUACACAACCUCCAUCAGCACCAGUCAACCUCACUGUUACAUUUGCUGACCAGUUUUCUAUAUCCCUUGCUUGGCAGCCCCCUCAUAAGACUGGGGGUCGCAAUGAUAUUACAUACAGGGUGUUCUGUUCGAACUGUGGUCCCAGUGUUGAGUAUAGACCGGCAGCAACAGGUUUAAAUAACACUAGAGUUACCGUUAUGGGCUUGGACCCAGUAACUGAAUACAAGUUUCAAGUGUAUGCAGAGAAUGGUAUCACUGAACAAACUGGUGAGGAGCCUAAGAAAGUAGAGAUAACUGCUGUCACUGAAGCGUCUGUAGUGAGUGUGGUGUCGAAACUACGCGUUCUCAGUGUCGAGAGUGACAAACUAUCACUGGCAUGGAACCCGCCACCCAUAGACUUGACAGACCCUGAUGAUACCAUAGAAAGCUAUGAGGUGAAAUGCUUCCCCAAAGAUAACUUGGAGAAAAAUGCUAACGCCACACUAAAGAUUUCAAAGGAGCCACAUGUUACCAUAACAGGUUUGAGAAGAGAUACCGAAUAUGGUUUAAGAGUUAGAGCUAAGAUGAAGCGAGGUUGGGGAGAGUUUAGUGGUAUAGUAUAUGCUCGCACGGGUUCCGUGCUUGAGACUUCUUUCGUGGGUGAAGAAGAGGGUGCGCAGGUACGACUCGUCGCUGGAGUAAUGGUCGCAGUUGUCGUUUUGUCUGUUGUCGCAAUUAUCGCAACAGUACUCUUCUUGCGUUCUCGAACCGACGAUGAAUGUGACAAGAAGCAGCCAAGCGACUGCAACGCGCUCAACUACCGAAAUGGAGAAGUAUACACGGGUCCCGAACGCCCCGCCAAGACAAGCAGCAACGCGACCACGCCACUGUUCGCUGGCACCGGCUCCAGGACUUAUAUUGACCCUCACACUUAUGAGGACCCCAAUCAGGCCGUACGAGAGUUUGCGCGUGAAAUUGACGCGUCUUGCAUCACAAUAGAAGCGAUCAUAGGCGGCGGUGAAUUUGGAGAUGUUUGCCGAGGAAAACUCAAAUUACCGGCGAGUUGUGGUCAGGAGAUCGAUGUGGCCAUCAAAACCCUCAAACCUGGCUCAACCGAGCGAGCUAGACGCGAUUUCCUAGCCGAAGCUUCAAUAAUGGGCCAAUUCGAACAUCCAAACGUCAUCUUCUUGCAAGGCGUCGUCACUAAAUGCAACCCCAUCAUGAUUAUCACUGAGUUCAUGGAGAACGGGUCGCUGGACACAUUCUUAAGAGCCAACGAUGGCAAAUUCCGUGUUGUACAACUAGUGGGGAUGCUCCGUGGCAUCGCAACCGGAAUGCAGUACUUGUCUGAAAUGAAUUACAUUCACCGCGACCUUGCCGCACGCAACGUACUUGUUAAUUCACAACUUGUGUGCAAGAUUGCCGAUUUCGGAUUGUCGCGAGAGAUAGAAUCAACGGCAGAUGGUGCGUAUACGACGCGCGGUGGCAAAAUACCCGUGCGGUGGACCGCACCUGAGGCUAUUGCCUUCAGGAAGUUCACGUCAGCCAGCGAUGUCUGGUCCAUGGGCAUUGUAUGCUGGGAGGUCAUGAGUUUUGGAGAGCGACCGUACUGGAACUGGAGUAACCAAGACGUUAUCAAGUCUAUCGAGAAAGGAUACCGGCUACCGGCCCCGAUGGACUGCCCUGAGGCAGUCUACCAGUUGAUGCUCGACUGUUGGCAAAAAGAGCGCACGCACCGUCCCACAUUCGCAAGCAUUGUGAAAACGCUAGACAAACUCAUCCGCUGUCCCGACACACUGAGGAAGAUAGCACAGAACCGCUCGGCCGACCCCUUGGCCGGCGACACUCCCGACCUGAUCCAGUUCUCCUCAGUCGAGGAGUGGCUGGAGUGCAUCAAGAUGUCGCGCUACAUCGAGAAGUUCCGCGCGGCCGGCAUCAUCGAUAUGGACGCCGUGGUGGACCUGACGGUGCACCAGCUGGCCUCGCUCGGCGUCACGCUCGUCGGCCACCAGAAGAAGAUCAUGAACAGCGUGCAGAGCAUGCGCGCCCAGAUCCGCGGCAGUGGCCCCUACGGCUUUCUUGUGUAAAGUGACCUCCGCCAGUGGACUUGAUCUCGUGCAGACAUGCGACAGUGAUCUUAACAAAAAUAAUGCAUUUUGUAUAUUUUUCUAAAAAAACUGCCAUAGAGUUUAGACAUAGGGGUAAAAGAGAACUUCUUUUUUCAUAGUGACAUUAAGGAAGUUGGUCUAUAACAUUGUGCUGUUUAUAUUUUUCUUAUUUUGAGUAUGUUUUAUUGUACUGUUGUAUUUGUUUAGUGGUGAAGCUUGAGUGACAGCUACAGACUUGCCGGCCUAAUUUCGAGACAGUUCAGACCCUCUUGUGAAAGCUUUAUGAUUACCGAACGAGUAACAAAUUACUGUACAACGAAUAACAGAGAGUUUUCAUUUUAUUUUGAUAGUCAAAAUUUAUCCCACUCACCUGGGUUCAUUAUAAUAGAGAUGAGAAAUUUAUUUAAAUGGUAUAUUAUAAAUUAUUAUGGUGAUAAUGUUAUUUUUAGUUAAUUUCUAGCCAGUGUAACAUACAUGAGAACAUUGAUUAUGUAGACUGACAUAUGUUUAUAUUAUUUUUAUUAAUAUUUUUGUACUUAUAAACUUUGAUACAUUCUCUUUACGCUUUUGAAGCUUAUUCCAUAAGUUUCAUUUAUACAAAUACAUUAUAAUAGCAAUGAGUACACAAUUAUGAAUGGUAAAGAGUAUGAUGGUUUUUGUAAAGAUGGUAUAUUUAAAUUGUAGUUAGCCAAUUUUUCUGUAAUCAUUGUGAAGUAUAUUUAUAUGUAUGUUCUUGAGAUUUUAAUUCAAAAUUGUAUGUAAAUGUGCUUAAGGUUGUCUCAAAUACGAUAGGGUUGCCAUUGGUGUUGUCUCAUCCCUGCAGGUAAUAAAGUUAUCACUGAUUGACAUGACUAUCCAAAAGAAACUUCAUCUCUCUUUGUCAGCACCCUCACUUGAGUGAAUGGUAUUUUUCAUCAAUGUUGAUCCUAUCGUGGAAAACUCCUAGCUUGUCACUGUAUAUGCUUAACCUCAGAUAUUGUGAUGGAACUGAAGUACUUAAAUAAUUUAUAGAUUGCCACAAACUUGCGUUUAAGUUGAUAAUAUUUACUCCCAUUCUUACAUCGCGUGUAUAUAAGGCUGAAUAAUUAAUUUAGUGUUAAAUUGCUUUAAUGUGUAACUCGAAAUUGUUAUAUAUAUUUUAUGAUUUUUAUAUUAUUUUUGUGAUUUUCAGUUUGGUGAGGGUAGUGCAUCGAUUUCUUGUAACAACAUUUUAACACUUUUGAAAGACUGAUUAUACAAAUCAUUGCUAUCAAAACUAAGGCAGCUUUAUAUCAUUACCAUUUGUAAUAUAACAUACUUUACAUUCACUAACGUAUUUGUGUAACUAAGUCCCACUCUUUGAAAUGCUGAUCAAUUUCUUAUCAACUUAUCAUGACUUGUUUGACUAAAAAACUAAAAUUCAACUUGUGAUUGCUUGAUCAGCCUUCAGAUUCAGUCAUUGUAGAUGAAGUCAUGAAGUUUGAUGCCAUCUGGUGUCAAGUGUUGUGUGAGAGGUCGGUGUCGUGCUCCCGAACCGAUUCUGCCUGUAAAUGUAAACAAUGCUAGUAUUAAUUUUUCGUUUAUUAAACGAUCAACGAUCUGUACGUAAUUGUACGUUUUCAAAAUGCCAAUAUAGUCUUAAGUGCUUCGCUUAUCAGCUUGUGAUGUCCUAAAGCGAAUGUAUACUUACGUGUUAGCUACGCGACGGACGCUCAUGCGAUGUACGCGGUAUACGCGGUGUUCGCGCCCUCCACUCUCUACCACGAACAAUACAGUGAUUUCGUAUUUAAGUUUUAUAUGAUUGUUUAUUCGUAAUUUAAGAUGUUAAGUUCAUAUUUUUAUACAAACGUAAUGUUAUUAUGGUGAUAGCAGUUUAUUUGUGGUCAAUUCUCAUUCAUAUGGUCAUCAAAAUUUGCUCAAUAAUUCAUUUCAUCCACAUUUGGAGGUAUAUAGACAAAGUUUCUUAGGUAUUUUGUAUGCUCUCCAUGUAAUAAUAACAUUAUAAUAUCGCGCUUUCUAAGUAGAGAGCAUUAUUCUUGCCGAUUUAAAAGUGAGAUGCCAAUACACAGUGUGUUACGCUGUGUCGCUCCCGCAACAAGUCCUCAUACAGGCAGUAGUGUGUACCAGUUUUGCAUUAGACACCUUUCAAUAACUUGUGAUUUUUGCGCAUUGGCUGAAUGCAUUUUUAUUUUUAUGCCUGUGUUUUUGCUACAGCGAUUUGCGAGCAGGUUUUUAUGUUGUAAAAAAGUUAAUUACGAUUUAUAAGUUUAUGAUACGACGUGUUUUAGCGAAGCUCGCUCAUGUUUUAAGUAUCGCUUCUGUGCAUUGAUUUAUAUUGAUUAUUCUCAAAGCAAGCAAAAGUCUAGUAAAGAGAUACUGUUCUUAUAAACCCAGUGUAAAAUUUUGAAUAUUAACUGUUUUUCUUAAUCGUUAAUUAAUUUAAAAUAUGACACAUCUAUUGAAACACAUCUUGCUAUAAAUAACAUUAAAUUAUCAAUUAAUUUCGUCGACAAGUAAUCGUCGUUAAAUUCCAUCUCGUUUCGCGAUUCUUUGUUGUUACAAUAAUGAGUUCAGAACGCACCGGGCUCGGGAGCCGGCCGCAUUACGUAUGCAAAUGAUUUCGGACUUAACUUUAAUAACAUAUUUUUUUAAAACAAAAAUGCUUGGAUGAUGUCAGGUAGGACCUGUUCUUGCGUCGCGUGUGUGUGUUUCUUACUCGGACCAUUCGUCUUGUAUUCUCACUUUGCUCUCUAUCUAUUUAUACUAGUUUCGUUAUCUUGCUUUCUUUGUUUUGAUGACGUAAUCCCUUUAACCUGAAUACCAAUGGUUGUGAAUAUUUAAAUGAUAUGCCGUUACGCGUCCGGUGACGUCACUCGCCGUGAUCUCGCCGAGACGCGGAUGAUCGAUGCGUGACGUAGCGUGCGAAUUCCGAAAUGUCUAGGUAAUGACUCGAAUACACCUUUGUAACAUUAAUAUACAACCUUUUUUGGCAAAGAUCUUGGCCAUUUUCGAAUAUGACUUUUUUGUAUAUCCGUAAAUAACUUUCUCCAAGGAAUAUACUCCAUUAAAACAAACAGCUAAUCACUAUUUUAGAAGCAUUGAGUUUUUGAAGUAACGACUGUUAUUUUUUCUUGCAAAAGUUUAUUUUAAAUCUGAUCGGGCUCUUUUAAAAUACGUUCUUUAUUUGGAAGUUGACGACCGACGCAGCGCUUACCUGUACAUUUUAUUGCCUCGUUUGUUUUGACUUAAAACAACAAAACAUCGACGUCACGGCAGAAAAACUUGAAUAUCUAUUGUUUUGAUACAACUACAACCCGAUAGAAGUAUUCAUGGACUAAAAACGACGUAACUAAAACAAAUAUCCAAUAUCAAAAUACUAGACUUGAUGAGAUCUCAAUAAAAUUGUAAGUGAGUUGAAGCAAAAUAGUUUUAAAUGCAAAUAUUGACACUGAUAAUUGGGUAUCACUUGAAAUUGGCACCGGGUUAAUCUUUACAAUCGUUAGUCGUGUCACGCUUUCGCUGCCUUUUAACGUCGAAUCGGUUUUCGCGAAUUGUUUUUUAUCACACAACUGUAUAAGUUGUUGACAGUCAUUUAAAAGGCGGAGUAUUCUUUUAAUCUUUUCAACGGGAAAUCGCACUUUAGCUGACAGAUAAUUAGGGCGAUGGGCAAAAUAAUAUUCGCUCAUUUUGAAGACGUAAAGUUUGUGUAAUUGAGGCACUAAUGCACUGUGUUCCAAUCGUACUGCCUAUACACAUAACUGUAAUAUAAUAAUUACAAAAGAAACAUAAACCUAUUACCGCAAACGAAUUCGUUCCACUCGCCAACGUUUUACAGUUCGAUGACGUAUGCCGCGAUACUGCGAUAAUCAAUUGUUUUGCAUUUGAAAUUAUAUUGAUUAAAUGAUUACGCGCAUUUAAUACACUCUAAUCAUUCCAUUGACGGCUGCAAGUUUUGUUACACUAAUGAUUUUUGUUAUAUGGUUUCGUAAAUCGAAUUGACGUACGCGAUAAGAAUUUCAUGGUAAUAUAUUAUGAACUAAAACCUCUUUGUACUUCCAUAACGUUAGUUUCUCCCCUUUGUACGCCCGUAAGUCUUGAUGGGAAUCGCAAAUUAAAUCACUUAGUCUCGGAAAACAAGCUCCCCUUACAAACAUUUUUAAUAAAUAGCCUUCUUAAAUUCCCCGACGAACAGCACUCGUCGACUGCAAGGUGAAAUACAUCAGGUAUCUCGAAAUCUAACACUUGGAACUCACGUCUAAAGGUUUUUAUUUAAUUAGAGCUACUCGGGAUCGCUUUACUAUAAAAAUCUUGAAACGAAAACACCGUCUGUCUGGCGCUUCAUCGCUCAUUACAUCCUUUCAAGAUGUAUUGCGUAUUCUUUUAGAGCACAAAGGGAGGUUAUUUGAAUGGUCCCGAUUGAACCCGCGACCUCGGCAACUACGCUCGAUGCAUUUAAAAAAGCGAAGCGAAAAUAAUAUCCAGCGAAAAUUGUUUAAUUUCUGACAGGCUAAUUUGCUUAACGAUAUUGCAUUUUUCAUAUCGAUACGUUUUAAUUAUCGUCGAGUACGUCCCAAAUUAAAAAUCGAUAAAACAUCGAGUAGGUAUAUUAAAAUUUGUUUCCCAAUUAAUAGUGGACGAUGAGUUAUUGGAAAAUAUUUAAUCAAAUAACUUGCAAUAUUGAAAUCGUUUCGAGUGUAUCCCAUAUUGCAGUGAGCUCUUGUUCCAUUAAGUUUAUCCUAUAUGAUUGCUUGUUCAAUUUCAUUUGUCCCUGUAACAACAGUUGUCCCGCAAGCCUCUUUGCCGACAAUAUUGCAGGCCUGUCCAAUUUACGUCACGUACAAGGACCUUUUAAACUCUGUUCCUAUUUUCAUUUGUUUUAGCUUCGAUACCGUGACAAAAGAGGAUUUCUCGUUUUCUAUUAAGUCGGCUGUCACACAAGUCGCGGCCAGCAUCCGUGGGUUUACUUGUAUUUCGUUUUAGACUUCUGUUUGUCUCGCUAGUCUGGUGUUAGGUUUGAUCGCCAUUUAUAGACGAUUUCUCAUGUGGCUUAGGUUGUGAGCGAAGUGGGACAGUUUACAAACAGCUCAUGUUCGGAGCAGCUAUCGUUUUGUUUUAGAUAUUUUUAAGUAAGGCAGCUCUUUAAGUGAUAAUGCAUGUUUUAUCAAACCAGUUUAGGCUACGAGUGUUGUGCACUGUGCAGCUAAAUCCUAGUGUUAAUUAAAUUUUUGUAUUCACCCCGGACGGGUGUCGAUUCAAUUCUCUAAACUUUUUCAGUUUCACCCGCGUCGGUACUUUUUAAACGGUUCUCCCGUUUUGUGAUAUACACUUGACAGCUUCGUAAUAGACUACGAGAGAACGAAACAAAUAGUUCGGCAAACGAAACACGGCCACAAACUCGUUUUUUAAAAUCCUCUUUUUUGAGUUUUCAUAUGAAUAUAAUAUCGUUUGAAUGGAUGCGAGGUCUCCGGCGACAAUGGACCGUAGAUGCGUUGAUUGCCAAUCUAGAUCCGCGGUAUUAUGCUCUCACGUGCAGGCGCCCGAGCGCGCGCUGUUAACAACGCUGCCAAUCAAACGAUGCCGCACCCUGUGUAACAUAAUUGCUGUCAACGUGUGCUUAUGAUAGCCGGGUUUUCUAUCGCGGUAUCUUGGCUGAAUCGCUUGCCAUUUCCCGCUCGUAUUUUUUAACAUCUAUUCUGGUCUUGGAUCUGUAUAACUUUUUUGAACCCUGACUGGGUUUUUGGAUUUUGGACACUUCAUUCCAAUAUUUUACAAUGUCGUCCUAUUUUGAAAUAUAAUCGGGUACGUUUAAGCCACAAUAUACUUAGAUUAGACUUAGAACACCUGUACAAUAUAAAACCCUGCUCUUAAAUGUUGUAUUAUUAUGAAUUAUUUUGUUUAAACAAUAAGCAUUCAGCCUAUAUGCAAUUCCUGUUGUCAUUUAUGUACAACCAAUUGAUUAUGAGAUGCGACGCCAUUGUUCAAGCUGUGUUGCCCGAUUUCAAAAUGCUUUAAUAACAUAAUGUGCAUCUUUCAAAUCGAAAUAACAGUUUCGGUAAUUUUGUAUUAAGCCGUUAUCUCUAUGUCACUUGUAUGUACCUAAACGACAUUAAUGCCAAUAUCAAUUUUGUUUUUAGUACAUAUAUACACUAAAUGAAACUAAUAUUGUAAAUUGUCGCAAACGUUCAAUAGUAUUUUACAAACAAUUGUCAUUUGCGAUGUCGAUCUAAAAAGUUUUCAAUUUUCCAAACCUUUUUGAAGACCCCAAUUAUACAGUUUCUUUUAUUGCAUAAAUGUAUUAUUCAGUGUUGUACUUAUGUAGAGACGUUUAUAAUAUAUAUCGACAUUAUUGAUAAACAAGUCGGAUUAUUGAUUUCCAUUGUAUGUAGUAUGUCUUCCAGAUGUUUAUUUUGACGAUGUUCGACAGAUUUUGACAAUUUAUACACGUGUUUAUUUAAAGCUAUCGACAUACUUUUAAAUACAGUAAUAGAUGUCUUAUUUCGUCUAGUAUAUAGUCUAGUUCUCUCUGAAUGUAAUGUUUGUCAAUCGUAAAUUACGUGAGAAAAUAAUUUUGAUGUAAUUUGCGAUGGAUCAAAAUAAAUUAGUCCACUCAAUGUACUUACUCCCGAAUAUUGAAACGUGAUUUAGCAUUAGGAUAUGUUUUAAUGUCUAUCUUUCUCAUUUACCCACUUUGAAAAGACAAGGACAGGACGAGACUCACUCUCGUUUCAAUAUACGGCCAUUACAAUAUAAAAACAGAUGUUCAUUCCGGUGAUAGUCUUAGAUAAGACAUGAAACAAAACUAUAAGCAAUAUUAUAAUAACCUCGCGACCUUUUACUAAAAAUAAUUGGUCUUCACCCGCCAUUUAGACGUAAUGUUAACCCCAGCAGUGGAGAUAACGUGGCCAUCCCACUCCCGGUGUUCGUGCUCUAAUCUCUUGCCGAACGUUAAUAGCCACCGAGGCGAUCGAACUUAUUUGUAUCAAACAUUUCGUGUGGAGUCUGCAAAAUGAGACAAAAUAUUAAGUUUCAUAAAUUUUUCUCCCCUUCAAAACAGCCGCGUAAACGAACACGCAAGUUUGAAUAAAACCAAAAACAUGUUUGAACGACUCGUAAUAUUUGAUUUAGUAUUGUCUAUACGAUAUGGUACCGAUAGUGACGUAGUGCCACUAGGUUACAUAAGUCCGGUGUCUCGGUUUCCACCACGUUGUAUUCCCGCGUUUCUGUGAUGUUUCGUAUUUAUCGUAGACGUACUUAGGGACGCCUUUAUGCCACGGAUCACACAAAUUCAUAAUAAAUACAUACUAAUAUUAUACCAUUAUAUAGAAAUUUUAUAUCUAAAUAUAUUUACAUUCAUGAAUUUUUGGAAUUAUUUAAUCAUAUACAUAACAUAUAUUCCGAUAUUUUUCAUGGCAAUUUUUGAUAUACACAGUGAUGCUGGCGUUAUUCUUUGCCUACCGUAGUAAUAAUUAGCAAUAAUUAAUAUAAAAUAGCGAGAAUUUCAAAAAUUCAUGAAUACUUACAAUUUAGUGCGUCGGGAUCGUCCCCGCCGCCGGCACACAUAGGACACCUAGUUUUUAUACUUGCAAGUGAGGUAUUUACGUGGGAAGUAGCUGUCUGUAGGCCUGUCCGGCGGCGGCGACGACCUCGCCGCGUCUUCAUAACACCAAACCCAUUUUCAAUAGUUAUAAUCUAUUAAAUAAACAUUUAUUUACUAUACUUAAAGAAUUAGCUAGUUUAAAUGAGAAUAUUAUAAGUAGACGCCGUUGUUGCGGUGCCUGAUACAUCACGAAACGCAAACACCGAAAGAGGGGCUUUUUAUUUGAAAUAAUUUCCAUUUUUGUUUAUUCUUGUAACUUAAAAAAUCUUGUAAAUAUAUGCACCAUGAAAAUUUAAGGUCGAGUAAAUCGUUUUUUUCUUAAAGCAAAUUUUAAUUAACUAUUAAAAUAAUUUAACAAAAUUGUAUGCAAUAGUUUAACGGCCUCAAUUGCGUAGCAUCAGACACCGACACAGCGAUCUCUAAAAUAAGUGUUUUGAUACUUUGGACAACCAAUCGAAAACAAAUUAAGUCCAAUAUUUGAGAGUUGAGUAGUCUAACAAACAUUUUUUAAUCACAACGAAUAAUACAAAUGAUGGAUAAAACUGCGAUCCAACGACACUCGGUACAAUUUUCUCCACCACAUGUAUUAUACAAAAUGAACCUAAUUGUUUACGUAAUAAGAUGUAUAUUGUACCCUAUAAACUGUAUUCGUUAAAGCAAUAAGUAUGCCUCGAUUAGACAGUGAUGUCGGACAGGUUGAAGCCGCCAUCUUGGAUCGUGUUCUGUCACAAAAUGUGUUCUCUUAUUGGUUUGCGCUUUGAUUUGUAUUCAAUCAUUGUGAUUACUCGGAAGCCUCAUUAAACUGCCGUCGCGUAUGUUUAUAUAAAAAUUUCAAAGUACUCGAAGAGAAUUUACGUUUAUUCGAUCACCAAGAUACGGUUACGGCUGUCGUAUUCCGGAUUAAAUCUCGCGCGCGAACUGUCGCGAACCCGGUUUAAAAGCGCGUUUCAGGUAAAAUUGCAUUGUCCGUUCUUGGCGUGUCUUAUUUUAAAUUAUUAGAUUUUGCAUCCUCACAAAUGCAAUAGUGGCUCGGUCUGUCGCGUCAGAAUUCACUUCGGUGCCGCGGAGGCUGACAGAUUUUAAAUUGAACGUGAAUUACCGAUAGUGGGUUUGUGUGUUACCACUACCUGCCGGAGCUUCCAUUUUAAAUCGGUUCGCCGGAAAUUUUAGAUCUCGAAAAGAUUUUACAUUGCCUUUCCUGAAACUGAAGUGACAAAUAACAGAAGAGACUAAUCGAAGUGUUAUCGAUUUGGCUAUCUUUGGGCCUAGACAGAUCUAAUGAAAAGCGCCGAUACCGAAAAUAAAACGGCAAUUGAAAUCGUGGCUAAUUAAUUCUGCAUAUCAUGACAUAGAGAUCUGACAUCAUCGGCUAUCGACGAACCAAUAAUUGCUCUCUAUAAUGAAACCGAUUACACCUGUCGACAUUGACAAAUAAGUCUCUCAUGUCUACCGAAUGGAUUAAUAGGAAGGUUAAUGAGGUUUUCGAACAAAUACCCGACAAGUAAAUUGCAUUAUCAGAACAUUUGAGUUGCGCAAUCGAACAGAAUAUUGAACCGGCGGUCGCUCGCUCGCGGUCUAACUACUGCAGUUAACAUCGUAAUCAACGCGCAAAUCAUAAGAAUGGUUCUCAGAUAUGUGAUACGCUGUUAAGCCAUAACCUUAUACAAUUAAUUAGUUUUAAUGCUUACGCAGAUCAAAUUAGGAAUAAUUUUUAUCUGAAGCAAUUGGAAUAGGAACCGUAGUAACACCAAUCAUAGCCUAUAUAAUGUUAACAUAGAGUGAUGUUAGUUUUUAUUUAUAAGUAUUCUUUUUGAUAUAGAUAGUGCGGGCGCGCGGGUCGCGGGGUGCCGUGGUUCGCUCCCGGCUCGAGAAUAUUUUGACGGCCGCGCGCCCGCAACCUUUACAGAGAUAGUAUAAAUUAGCGCGGUUUUAAAUCUUUACUAAGAAUCAGUAUAGGUAAAAGAAACAAUGAAAGUAUAAGCUUGGCUAUAAUUUAUGUAAUAAACUAUUGAUAUUUA